Drosophila persimilis is the source of this 1318-nucleotide messenger RNA. RefSeq lists its product as uncharacterized. NCBI's taxonomy places the organism in Eukaryota, Metazoa, Arthropoda, Insecta, Diptera, Drosophilidae. Gene Ontology annotation, cellular component: Fanconi anaemia nuclear complex; nucleus. Gene Ontology annotation, molecular function: ubiquitin protein ligase activity. The record is from RefSeq and is a predicted model, not a curated record. Gene Ontology annotation, biological process: interstrand cross-link repair; protein monoubiquitination. The transcript is spliced from 4 exons. The coding region runs from base 89 to 1234 and encodes 381 amino acids.
CGGUUACAUCGGCGGUGAUCUCCGGGAAACUGGGCUCCACAUAGAAGUUGAACUGAGGGCCCUACCAAUUGUUAAUAUUGCUACAAAGAUGGACAUCGAAAACACAAAUUUGGAACAGUUUCUGGCAGAGAAGUACCCUGGUCUAACCGCAGAACGAAACAAAACCGGUGCCCUCAUAAUCCGAGGCGUGGCGUGCAGUGAGGGGAACUGGCGUCGCCUGAAGCUCUAUCUGCCGCAUCAUCCGGCCUUGGCGGGCUUUCAGUUGUAUGUGCAGGAGCAACUGGAGUACAAGUGCUACACCGGCAACAACCUGCAGGUGAAGGAUGAUUGGCUGCUGGAGGAUUUGUUGUCGCAUUUGCCGAAGCUACUGCCGCCCAAGGAAUCAUUUGAAGGCUUAAAUGAUUCUGUCCAGCGCAGCAAUAUAUACGCCGAUAUCCUGGCGCUGCACAAGCCCCUGGAGUACCGCUUGCAGAUGGACGCAAGCUGCUCGCGGAUACGUUUCAGCCAGUUUCCCGAUUUCGAUCAGCACUAUCUGGAGCUGGAGGUGCCCACGAUGCGUCUGCUGGAGCACAGUCUACCCGACUGCGUGAUGUUGGGUGAAAUGUUGGCCAAGAGCGCCCGAACGCUCAGUGACGGGCUGAAUCUGUUUCGGAAGCUGCUGGAAGAGCUGCGCACGUUCUACGACAACUUCAUGGACAUUGAUGAGCUGUGUCAUGUGCUGCAGCCAUCGCCCAUUACCACCAAGCACAACACUCGCGUUUUCCCCCUGAAAGAGCGGGUCUACCUCAAGGUGACAAUUGUUGAUCCCUUCGCCUGCAUUGCCUCCAUGGCCCUGAAGAUCAUUGGACCCACCGAGGAGGUGGCCCGCUUGCGACAUGUCUUAAGCGAUGGCCUGGGCAAUUGGGACCCAGAUCUGGACAUGCACAAGAAUCUGCUGCGCAUCUUUGACCUAUGCUACUUUCCCAUGCCCGACUGGAACGAGGAACACAAGCCGGAGGAGGAACAGGAGAAGCACUGCAACAUUUGCUUCGUCUACCGCUUGGACAGUGGCGAGGUGCCCAUCGUCUCCUGCGACAAUCCACGCUGUGUCCUACAGUGUCAUGCCGCCUGCCUGGAGGAAUGGUUCAAGACGUUGCUGGAUGGCAAGACCUUUCUGGACGUCUCCUUUGGCCUAUGUCCGUACUGCAAGGCGAAGCUGUCCACCUCAUUCGCGGCACUCUUGGAUGCGGCGUAAGGCCAAAAGAAAGUCUCAGUUAGGAUGGAUCAGCCUUUAAAUUUAAUCUUAAACUUCAAUUAAAUAUAAUUUACUUCAACUAAA